CCUCGACGCUUUGCAAUUGCCUCUGCGAUAGCUUAUAUUAUACACAUAUAUAUAUUCUGUACCACACGAGCCAAAACGGUCCAUGUCAGUAUUGCACUUGAGUCAAGUAGCUACUAAGUACUAACUUGACCUCGGCUCGAUGUAGACCGUUGACGGUUCCUCUUUGUUGAAACUACUUGCUGUGGUCGUAGUAAUUUUUUUAAGUUUUCGCAUACAAAACAAAAAAAGUAUGGAUAACGCUCCGACAGUUGGUUUUCAUUUUGCUAAUCAGAUUUCACUAAAACUUACAGCCGCUAAUAAUCCAUGGAGCAACAAAUUACUACAGACGGAGGCGGUAAUGCAAGUCACAUGACAGUUGUGCAAGCUAUUCCGUCCUCUAACAAUCAAGUACAAGUUGUACAGGCCGGACAAGUAUUACAGGGUGCAAACGGACAGCAAAUAGUUGUUCAUGCUGUUCCUCAAAAUAACGGAAAUCAACAAUUACAACUACUGCAGUUACCCGUACAGAAUACCAAUAAUAGCCCACUCGUCAUACAACAACAGACCCAAGCACAACUUAUUCAGACACCCGAUGGACAAACCUUCAUAUAUCAACCCGUACAAGUUGAUAACACACAAGCUAUUGCUCAGUCGCAACCACAACAACCGACACUGCUAAAUAUAAAUGGAAAUAUUGUACAAUUGGCUAGUGCCCCUACUAGCAAUUCUCCGAACAUAACCCCAACGACGUCAGCUAUCCCACAGGGUGUUCAACAAAAUCAAAAUAUUGUUAUGAUGGUUCCAAAUAAUACCAGUAACAAUAACAGUCAGUUUCAACGGUUACCUACAACAACGGAAUUUCUUGAAGAAGAACCAUUGUAUGUAAAUGCUAAACAGUACAAACGAAUUCUAAAAAGAAGACAAGCGCGAGCGAAACUAGAAGCCGAAGGGAAAAUACCCAAAACUAGACAAAAAUACCUUUAUGAGUCGCGUCACAAACACGCCAUGAAUCGAAUUCGCGGCGAAGGUGGCAGGUUUCAUUCAGGUUCUCUAAAGAGAAUGAAUAUGUCUAGUAGCAAAAACUUACAAAAUGACGACUGUAACAUACGAAUGGACAAUCACAGUUACCACGUAACUAUUAAAAGACAAAUCGAAGAAGAACAAACUUUACAAACUCACAACGGUUUAGUUUAUAGUAUAAGUGGCUGAUAAGAAAUUAAAAUCUCCCAGAAAACUUUUUGACACUUCUUUGUGAAACCAAAGCGCUUCACUGUUAAAUUUAACUUCUCGAUGUGUUAAUCAAUAUCUUUAAGUUUCCUUUUUUUUUCUAGUAAAUAGUGUUCACCCAAUGAUGACUGUUUAAUAGUUCAUUAAAUCAUAAUGGGUUUUUUUUCUAUACUAAAUUAAGUUUAAAUUGUAAAUUAGUUAAUAAGUGAAAUAUGUGUAAAUACAAUUUGUAUAUUAUCAA
Adelges cooleyi (spruce gall adelgid) is the source of this 1447-nucleotide messenger RNA. RefSeq names its product nuclear transcription factor Y subunit alpha (gene Nf-YA). Gene Ontology annotation, cellular component: CCAAT-binding factor complex. Gene Ontology annotation, biological process: regulation of transcription by RNA polymerase II. Gene Ontology annotation, molecular function: RNA polymerase II cis-regulatory region sequence-specific DNA binding; DNA-binding transcription factor activity, RNA polymerase II-specific. The transcript has 6 exons. The coding region runs from base 304 to 1188 and encodes 294 amino acids. NCBI's taxonomy places the organism in Eukaryota, Metazoa, Arthropoda, Insecta, Hemiptera, Adelgidae. The record is from RefSeq and is a predicted model, not a curated record.